Messenger RNA from Centrocercus urophasianus (Greater sage-grouse), 4428 nucleotides. It is a transcript of the gene RHBDD2, whose product is annotated as rhomboid domain containing 2. Gene Ontology annotation, cellular component: membrane. The transcript is spliced from 5 exons. The coding region runs from base 1 to 1200 and encodes 399 amino acids. The record is from RefSeq and is a predicted model, not a curated record. Gene Ontology annotation, molecular function: serine-type endopeptidase activity. NCBI's taxonomy places the organism in Eukaryota, Metazoa, Chordata, Aves, Galliformes, Phasianidae.
AUGGCCGCUGCCGGGCGUUGCGCUGCGGGACGGGAGCGAGCGGCGGGAGCGAGCAACGAAGUUAGCCGGGACCGAGCGCAGCGCCGGCCGCGCGCACACGGCGGGGGGGAGCAGGGCGCGCUUGGACGGCACCACUUUGUGGCGGCGGGGGGAGACCGAGGGACUUUGGGAGCGGCCGGAUCCCAGCCGAAGAGGCAGGGCUGUCGGUGUGUUUCAGUUCACAGGCUGGUUACCUACAUCUUUGUCUAUGAAGACCUGAUAUCCUUGACCUGUGGUGCCAUUGUCAUCUGGUAUUUUGCUGGCAGCUUUGAGAAGAACGUUGGCACUGUGAAGCACUGCUUCCUCACCAUUGUGUUUGCCAUCCUGACCGGCCUCCUGUACCUCUUACUUGAAACUGUUGUCUCGAGGGUGUCAGAAGUGGAAGAUGCCAAAGGAUUCAUGCCUUUAGCUUUUGCUACACUGAGUGUCUCCACCACCCGCUCGCGAAUGAAGCGGGCUCUCUUCUUUGGAUUUAGAGUUCCAGUGAUGCUGGUGCCGUGGUUUCUGCUCUUUGUGGUGUGGUUUAUCCCCCACUCUUCUCUCCUGAGCAACCUGUGUGGGCUCCUAGUUGGGAAAGCCUAUGGUCUUGGCUACUGUUUCUGCUUGGAUAUUUCAGAGUCCGUGGCCUCUAAGCUGGAUCAGAGGUUUCCUUUCAGUGUGCUAAAGAGAAUACCAGGGCUAAAAUACAUCCCGGGGUCCUCAGCUGAGAGAAGAGCCACUGAGAGCAGCAAGAUUACCCCGCUGCCUGGCACAUAUCCCACUCAAAGCUACUACUGCUCUUCACCUUCGACUCUUCCAGCCUCCCCGAUGCAGCACCCUGGUGUUCAGAGCCAGGGAUUUCAGGACAGCUGCACGCCAGGAUUUGGCCAUGCUUUGGGACACGUGGGACCUCAGCACAGCUAUGCAAGAUGCAGCCUUGUUUCUUCCCCCUACCAAGCCAGAGGUGCCUCUGCUGAGGGCUACAAUCAGUCCCACACUGGAUCCUCGCCUGGACAGUGCUGCCAGACAAGCAAGUUCUCUGUGCCACAGCGCGUGUGUCUGACUGGUCCCCAGUCACCUGUUGGCCUGGACCUCCUGGCUGGGGCUCAGCAAGCAUCAGGGGAUCCAGCAGCCUCAGCAGCUCCUGUUCCAGCUGAAUUUUCCAAAGUUCAGGUGUACUGAUCCUCCAGAAAGCAGCAGGACUUGCAGCAGCAGGGAAGACGAUGUGAUGCUCACGGAGCAGCAAUUGCUGGCACUGUUGCUGUCUCUGAGGUGACUACCUAAAUGGAUUACUUUAAUUCUAUUUCCUUUUAAUUUUGAUACUACUUUUAGCAUUGUGGAGGGAAGGAGACUGGAUUGCCUCUCCACAUUUCUAAUUCUAGUGAAUACCUUUCUCAUUGUAGUGUUUAGCAGCCUUCUUCCUCCACACAAUACCUACAGUUUCAGAGCCUCUGUCCUCCAGUUCAAGGUAAGAUGGAAGCUAAUAGUCAAAACACUGGACUAAUCUGGGAUUGAGCCAUGCUGCAGAGAUAAGGAUACAUCCCGUCUACAUCAAGGCUCUUAGCUUCCUAUCUUGUUUACAUGUGUGAUGUAGUUAGGGCACAGAAGAAGGUGGAAGCAUGGAAGCCUUAGUUUAUAAGUUAACAUCUGAGUGAAGAAGUCUUUCAGUAGUGAUUUCUCCACUGAGGGUACGCAUUGAAGGGGGCUUAUUUAGGCAGGGCUGGGACAAGGAGAACAGAAUGAAGAGCACCUUUUUCUGUCCCCCAAAACCCUCAAAAAACAUCUCUUAAAUACUGAAGUGCAGUCUGUGCACUCAACAACACACUGUUAUUUCUGAUAGCUCCGCACUAGCUCAGCCUUCAUAGCACUAAUAAUCAUUUGAGUUGGAAGGGAUCCUUAAAGAUCAUGCAGUCCAAUUCUCCUGCAAUGAACAGGGUCAUAUACAGGUAGGUCACCCCUGCACUUGUCAACAAGGCAGCCUUGAAUGCAUAAGAAGCAGUGGAAGAGUCUUUAGUAAGGGAUUGUGGCCAUUUGUGCAGCAAAUAUGCAUAAAGCUGAGAGGGACUUUAAAACUGGGUUAUAAGAAUUACCUGGAACGUAGCUUUCCCAUUGGGGAUGUUCACAUUUUUAUCUUUUGUUGUGUCACCCACCAAUAUUGGCAAAAUCACUCUGGGUUUUCUUUAGAGGUGGUGGAAAUGUAUAUGGGAAAGAGGAGUUUUCAGCAUGGGAUUCAGAGCAGAGUGUACCUUUUGGUGGCUGUGGUAGUAGCACAAGUGUUUAUUUUAGGUGGUAGCACUUGGAGAGCCAGAGCUUUAUUUCCCACUUUGUGGUGGCUUUACUGUGCCAUGUCUAGGAGGAAUCUCCUGUUUCUGUGAUUGUGAAUCAAGCAGGAUCUCAGCUACUGCAGUUGAUUCAUUACUUAAAGUUUUCUUCCCUUCCUCCCCCGCCCCCCCCCCCCCAAAAAAAAAAAAGUUAUGUGUAACACAGAGAGACAUUUCUGCCCUUGGAAAUGUUUUGAACAUACCUAGCCUGUCCCCUACAAUAGCCACAGGGCUCUUCCUGUGUAUCAGGGAACCAGGGUUGGAAACAGCAUUGCUGAUGCAUGAGCCAAAGCAUGUGCAUGCCUCUCUUUCACCUUUCCCCCUCUUCAGUGUCUGAAGAAGCCACGUGUUGCUGUACAGCCACUUCUCCAGCAGCUCUUCUGGGAAAACUGCCACAGGUAUGUGUGGCUUCACAGGGACUUGCUUUGGGGGAAGGCCAAGGAGAAGGGAGAGGGCUUGAACCUCAGAUUCACGACAGUAAGAAGCUGCUUGAAAAGACAGAGGUGGGGCAGAGGCUUUCAGAAGGAAGAUGCAAUAAUUUGGGAACAGGCUUGUGGUGGGAUGCCUGGAGUUGGUGACCAGCUCCAUCCCACUCCUGAUUGUUUCACCCCUCCCUGGGUCGACAAAUGGACUUGGUUUCACAGUCUCAUUUUUCCUGAGCUGCUAACAAGAAUUUCAUUGUUAAGUUUUGUGUGCAGCACAAACAGGAUGAGGCUCUUGUUUGGAAGUUAAAAGGAUGUUUUCAAUACCAGGAAAGGACUGCUAGAGAUAAUCAUUGAAAUGUUGAUGUUCCACUCUGGUGCCUUGAUUUUCCUCCUCGUGAGAUCUACAUAAGAUGAGAUCUUGUGAAUUUUAUCACUGUGCAGAAAAUACACUAGAGUGAUAUGAGGGCUGUUUGCAAUGGUAAAUGUUGUGUAUAAUCAAACUGAAAGCUUGAAAUACAAUCUAGAAGACAAACUGCCACAUGUCCUGGUUUGCUGUCAAGUGGGGAGAGCCUCUGGAUGGUAGUCUGAGUCCCAUGGGGACAGCUGGGUGCAGUCUGCAUGAUAGGCUGGGGGCAGAGGACACACGUUGGAGAAGAGUAGCACUGCACAUUGGAAAAUGCUUGCGGGUGUGGAAGCUGGUUAUUUUUAUUUGCUGACUUUUAACAGUUGAUCUGUUUCAACUCUUACCAGUUGCAGAACCAUCAAAAGGAUGGCAUGGCUUCCAGUGAGUAGUUUCAUGGCAUGCAUUAAGUGGUAAGAAGUAAAUGUUGGCUUCUGAGAGUCACUGCUUUGUCACUGCAAGCAGCAAGAACAGCCCUGACUGAUAGGUGAGGGGAGAAGGCAGAGGGUCUCCUUACAGGAAUGAAGGUGGGCUCCUGCCCAUGCAGGAGGCAGCAGGGACCAGCCCUUAACCCCUCUGUGCUGGGUGCAGGUGCCCACUGCAGCUCUGUGGGAGGGACAUCCUAGAAGAAUGGGGGCAAAACCAUGAUUUGAGUUUUUUUUCCUUCUGGCUCCAGCUCUGCUGUCAGCUUCCUGAAGAUCUUGGCAUGUCACUUGGUCUCUGAUCACUGCAACUACCACUGUGACCCUGGGGCUGCUCUGAGUCCAACUGUGCAACUGCCCUGUGCCCACAUGGCACUUGAAAUGUUCAGUGGCCUUCAGACAGACAUUUUGAAUGACACGGAUGAUUUCUAACAGUCUGUUCCCUGCCUUUCCUGAGGGCAGUUGUGACAGUUAAACAUUGUUGUAUAAAUCAGAGGAGGACCUGCUGCUUUUCCAGCAGUGGAGUUCAACCAAGCCCCAGUUCCUUAGGGCUGGCAGUGGGUUCAAAGGGGAAUGGAGAGAGGGACAGGAUGGGAUGUGCAAUUGUGGCUGAAGGCUGAAAGAAGGAAUUGAAACUCGGGAGAGGGACGCAGAAAUCAUCUGUUCAUCCGGCCUUGGCAUGUAUCUGAGCUCACAGCAAUGCUAUGGAUCACAAAUUGCAGUACCAGCUCCCUUCCUUGGAGGGGAGAUAAAGAAUUGAAGUUAUUCUUAAAAAAGAAAGGGGAGAAAAAAUAGUGACAAAAAAAAAAAAUCAAUAAAACUACAGGCUGUCCUAGAGAACA